ACGCUGACGACGGCGACGAAGGGCCCUCGUUGCAGUGCUCCCGCCGAACCCAUACGUGGAAGGGUUGCCGCCGCGCGCGCAGGGCCAGAGCAACCGCAUCUGUGAUUUGACUGCGCCGGGCUCUCGUUUAGUUUCGUGCCGUGUUCGUGCCGCGUUUGUGCUGUGAUUGUGUUGUGUUUGUGCCGUGCCCGCAGCCCUGGGCGGGCCCUCCCGGACAAGGCAGUUGCGUAGAGGUCCUCGCAGCCACAGCCGUGCUUCAGCUGCGUUGCUGCAUUGCAGGCGGCUCGAACAACUCACACCGGCCGCCACUUCUCCGGGGCAGAGGAGGAGGGGGGCACGGCGUCCCCGCCUUCGGCACCACGCCCCCGCCGCUGCAAGGUGGCAUGGACAUCAAGAUGGAGCCCAUGGACGAGGACGUGUGCUGCAAUAAUAACAACAACAACAAUAAUAAUACCAACAAUAAUAAAAUCGAGACUACGAUCGUGACGAAAACGGCCCCGCACCUCUUCUCCAUCGAGAGUCUCCUGCAGAAGAAGGACGCCACUGCUUCCAGCCCCCAGCAGCGGCAUUCGGACUCGUCCGUGGCGCAGCUCCAGAGGCUGGCCGACGCCAUCGGGGACAGGCCGGGGAGCGGCCGCGCCUCCAGCCACCCCAGUUCCGCGCCGCCCUCGCCGAGGCCGUCGCCGCUCCUGCACGCCGCGGACUCCUCCUCGCGGCCCUUCAGCCACGCUCCCGCGCCGCGCCGAGGCGGGUUACUGGAGGAGGACACCGAGGUGGACACCUGCUCGAGCUACGACGAGGCUGACGACGACGACGACGUCGUCGCGGCAGAGGAGGACGACGAGGACGGGGAGGACGCCGAGGACGUCGCCGUGCGGCCGGAGUGUGCGUCUCGCCGUGAGCGCAAGCAGCACCACGGCAGUCGGCAGCAGCGGCGCUACACCGAGGCGGACGUGCACUGCGGGGAGGUGUCCACGUCCUCGCACAAAGAGAUCACCAGCGACUGCUCCUCGCUGGACGGCGACUGCGCCCCGAGGACGCCGCCGGGGACGCCCGUCGCGACGCCGCUGGGGACGCCAGAGGCGGCGACGCCCUCCGCUACCGCCGCAGAUCACCAGGGCGGCGCCGAGGCCGGCGGGGCCGCGGCCGGCGACCAGGACGACCGCAAGAAGAGGCCGCGCACCGCCUUCACCGCGGCGCAGAUCAAGGCGCUCGAGGCCGAGUUCGAGCGCAACAAGUACCUCUCCGUCGCCAAGCGGCUGCAGCUCUCCAGGGCCCUCAAGCUGUCCGAAACUCAGAUCAAGAUAUGGUUUCAGAACAGGCGCACCAAGUGGAAGCGCAAGUACACGAGCGACCUGGAGCUGCUGGCCCAGCAGUACUGCAGCCAGCUCGGCGCGACGGCGGCGCGGCCCAUGUUCCUGGGCGACAGGCUGUGGUUCUUCAACUACCCGAACGGCGUCUGCGGAGUGCCCGCGGGGGUGAAUCCCAUGGGGGGCCCGGUGGCGGGGCCGAUGGGGAGUCCCAUGGGGGGGCACAUGGUGGGGCACUUGGGAGGGCACAUGGGUGGGCCGACGGGUGGGCCCAUGGGCGCCGGCAUGGGCGGCAUGGGCGCGGCGGGGCCCCUGGGUCCGCACCACCCGCACCACCUGCAGGUGCCCCUGCAGGCCCUGCCGCCGGCGGGGCCACCCCACCGGCCGCCCGUGUACCCACACCCGCACCACCACCCCCUGCACCCGCUGACCGUGCCGCAAGCGCCGCCCCACCUCAGUCCCGGGCACAGCCCCGGCCCGUCACCCAUGUCGCCGUGAGGACAGCGUGACCGUCCUUUAAGACUGAUUUAUCAAAUACGUGUAAAUAAUACCUUUUUGUUUUCAUUAGUAAAGAGAGAA
Messenger RNA from Frankliniella occidentalis (western flower thrips), 1889 nucleotides. RefSeq names its product ventral anterior homeobox 2 (gene lms). The transcript has 6 exons. The record is from RefSeq and is a predicted model, not a curated record. Gene Ontology annotation, molecular function: RNA polymerase II cis-regulatory region sequence-specific DNA binding; DNA-binding transcription factor activity, RNA polymerase II-specific. Bases 384 to 1808 code for a protein of 474 amino acids. Gene Ontology annotation, cellular component: nucleus. Lineage: Eukaryota; Metazoa; Arthropoda; Insecta; Thysanoptera; Thripidae. Gene Ontology annotation, biological process: regulation of transcription by RNA polymerase II; cell differentiation.